This is a messenger RNA of Verticillium alfalfae VaMs.102, 123 nucleotides long. RefSeq lists its product as hypothetical. NCBI's taxonomy places the organism in Eukaryota, Fungi, Ascomycota, Sordariomycetes, Glomerellales, Plectosphaerellaceae. The record is from RefSeq and is a predicted model, not a curated record. The transcript has 2 exons. Gene Ontology annotation, cellular component: FANCM-MHF complex. Gene Ontology annotation, molecular function: protein heterodimerization activity. The coding region runs from base 1 to 123 and encodes 40 amino acids.
AUGGUCGACGAGGAAUCCAUGAAGAAGAACCGCAACGCCACACCACAGUUCAUCGGCGCACUCACAGAAAUGGUCUGGGAACAAAUAGGCAAGUCCCUUGCCGCUAGAGGCCACGGCCACUGA